UUGUGCUCUUUCCUGAAAGGAAAUGACAAGCAAACUUUACAUCGCUGGUACCAGAAAUGAAUGUGCCAUGUUAACCCAAUGAAAUUCCUUCUCGUGUGAUUUCCAUGACCUGGUUACUCGAAGCGUUGAAAAUAAAAGAGGUGGGGACAGACAUUGAAUGGAGCUGUGAUGUAAGAUUUAUAAUUUCCUCGCAUGGAAACGAACCUCCAACAAGCGAUCCAGAGGUAAAAAUAAUUUCAACCAUGCAAUUUUUCCAUUAGCACCCAGUUUUAAGAAAACAUGGGACUUAUCUAGAAGGCAAUGAAACCGAAAAUCCUCGUGAAUUUUUUAUUUUCUUCUGUCAUAUUCUAUGCCGCGGUAAUUUCUGAGGGAAUUGUUCAAGGGAAUAACACGAAAACCUCGAGGAGUUUCUCAAAAUUAAACACGAGUGGACGGAAAGAUGUUAACUUGAAAACUAACGAAGUAAUUUCUACAAGAAGGACAUCGGGAAAGCUACGUGCAGAAGGAAGAGUCUCAAGACCUGAGUCCAUCCCUAACGCAGCACAAAGCAAUGAUAUAGGGAAAACUAAGGGGAAAAGAUAUGGAUGCCACAUUUGCCAUGGUUGUCAGCCAUGUGUUGGUGGCUGUAUGCCACAAUGUGGAUGUGACUGUUGUCACCAUGAAUGCGAUGGAGGUUGCUGGUGUCCUAUUCCUGGUGCAGCGGAAGAAGAACCAAAGAAGAAACCGGAGGAGCCAUGCUGCUCUCCGUGCUGUUGCCCUUGCUGUCCUACCCCAUGUUGUCAUCAGUGUUGUCAUCAUAUACAUCAUCAUCAUCAUCACUGCUGUCCUUGCUGCCACUGUUGCCACUGCUGCCACUGCUGCCACUGUUGCCCAUGCUGUUGCCAUUGCUGUCACUGUAAGCGAUCUCAAGGCCCCUUGUCACCGUCCUUCUUCAGCAGACCAGUCUAUCUCUACAUGUUUACUCCGUGCCCUUAUUUUAGUGGGCCUUACAAUGGCCGCGCAUUCUCACUGGUACGAGGUGGACCUUUAAGGGUGCACUGAGAAAUCAAAGUUUUAGAUCUGAAAAUUUGAUAAAUAACUUGAAUGGACAAAUAAUGCGUUCACAAGUUUCAAUGAUAGGCAUUCGCCAUGUAGGACCAUGUAAGCAUCAUCAUUCGCCCUAUAGGUCACUCGCACUUUAAAGACAAUGUCUCUCAAAUGAUCUAUCCUCGAGGAGUAAUAAAACUUUGUAUGGUUCUUAGUCACAGAUGCGACAGCAUGACCCAUUUCUUGAAUAUGUUAACUCCUACAGGAUGUUAAGAGUACUCGUGGGAAAGCAAAAAAAAUAAUAAAGGCCCUUUUAGUUGAGGCCCUUAUAAACUGGUAUGUUUUAAGGCCAAAGCCGAAUGUCAUAAAUUGAAAAUAUAAUUCAUUCUCAAAUUUGUGGUUCGAGAGGUUUUAAAGAGUACUCCUUAGUAAGAGUGUAACCGGAGGCCAGUUUAGUUGCGUUCUGGCGAAUAUUCUGGCUUGUUUGAAGGCUAGUUGCUUAAGCUUUAAAUUAAUGAACAGAAAUUAAAAUCCCUUUUUAAUUUGCGGCUUGGGAUAUUCAGUAUUCAUUUUCUUGUAAGACAACUCGUGUCGAUGGGGGACAAUGGUCUCAAUGGUGUUUCAUAGGUUAAUAUUUAGGUUCUAGAGCAUUAUAAGCACCGCAGUGUUAGGGAUGCAUUUUUUAGGUGAACCAUUAAAAAGUACAAAUACUUACGGA
Messenger RNA from Orbicella faveolata, 1744 nucleotides. RefSeq lists its product as uncharacterized. The record is from RefSeq and is a predicted model, not a curated record. NCBI's taxonomy places the organism in Eukaryota, Metazoa, Cnidaria, Anthozoa, Scleractinia, Merulinidae.